AUGGGCUAUUCGGUCACUUCUCUGGCCAAGAACUCAAGACAAUCUGCUCCCAAGACCUCGCUAAAGGGCCCUCGUGGUAUGGAAGACUCGUUCGAGAUAGCACAACUGUUUGCUAAGCGCUACCCCUAUAACGAAAAAUCACUCUCCACCGAUUUGGAUGCUGUUGAGAAACACAUCGAGAGCCAGUUCAGCGACCCUGAGAACUUUUCUCUCGAGCGCAAGCCCACGACCGCAGAGACUGCGACUCAGGUACGUAAUCUGGUUACAGCUGGUGUCAAGAGAUGGUAUGAUGCUGACUGCUUCCUCUUCAAAUCACAGGUCACUCAAAAGUUCAAUACCACGACCAAAUUGAAUGCCGGAAUCUUCCUCGAAGGCCUAGCCAACUUCCUCCACUCAGAUGGCAUGAAUCUGACCUUUGACUACUUCCGCCUGCACUGUUUCUGCUGGAUGCUCCUCCGCAGUGUUAAAGACGCUUGCGCAGACUCCAUGCGCCAAAUCUUUGGCCCUGCAUACCUCGAGCGUGAGAACCAAUUGCCAUUUGUGGUAGGCUAUCUGUUCAUGUGUGCUUUUUCUGCAGACAAGGUUGGCAAGGAUGAGGGUGUGGAGGCGAGAAGUAAAGUCUUCCUUGAAGCUGUGGGUGCGUUGGAAGGCAUGAUUGAGACUGGAGCUGGAGGUAUCUGUGUGAAGAUCAUGGAAGAGUACUACAACUAUGCUGUGAAUUGGGAUGACUUUGAGCAGCUCAUGGCUUGA
Aureobasidium uvarum is the source of this 750-nucleotide messenger RNA. The record is from the annotation of a GenBank genome assembly. Lineage: Eukaryota; Fungi; Ascomycota; Dothideomycetes; Dothideales; Saccotheciaceae.